GUAAAGCUGUUAUCGAACAGACAGGAUGUUAGUUGGUUUACCGAUUCUAGGGCAGACUGUUUAAGUCGCAAGUCCGACACUGAGUGGAAAGGUGAGAGAAUUCAGUGAAUGUUGUAAAUAAGUGGAGAUGCAGCCCGUUAGAAGCGGGUAGACGCGGGGGGCUCGUCGCUGAUAUUGCACGCCGUGAAUUGAAUGGGAACCAUGAACGUCGUUGGCAGUUUACACCAUCACCCCGCCGUGCACGAGGGCUUUCCAUUCGCCCCAGGUAGCCGUUGCCAACAAGACCAUCCGUUUUUGCAGAGCUGGUUCCUAAAUCAGGGAGUUCUGUCCCCCGAUUACUCCAGCCAGCCUUCCCGCAGCCCCGAUCGCAGUGUUAACGGAGCGUUCUCCGAUCACGCCCGACAAGCACCAGGGCACCGCAGAGGAGCGGCCGUCACGAAGAAGGAGCGGCGCCGUACGGAGAGCAUCAAUAGCGCCUUCGCCGAGCUGCGGGACUGCAUUCCCAACGUCCCGGCCGAUACUAAACUAUCCAAGAUUAAAACGCUUCGGUUGGCUACUAGUUACAUUGCUUAUCUCAUGGAUACUUUGGCAAAAGACAGUCAGGUCGGGGAGACGGAAGCUUUCAAAGCGGAUCUGAAGAAAAUGGACAGUAGAGAAAGUAAACGCAAACGAGAGACGAACGAAACAAUGAGCGCACCCAAAAGCAGCAGCGACAAGAGACUGAAGGGGAGAACGGGGUGGCCACAGCAAGUCUGGGCUCUCGAACUCUGCCAGUGAAGCAGCGUGUAAUGUUGCACCAGAAUCCGGCAUUGCCCGAACUGAGCAGCGAAUCAAAGUGCAAUGUGAACUAUGUUACAAAGACUAUGAAAAGAGAAAUGAUCCUUUUUAAUCUAUUUUCGAAAGUCUCUGAAAGUUGCACAUUACUCAUUGAAGGAAGCCUCAAUGAGUUGGAUAAGCCUUCAAGAAAUGCUUUUCGGGAUCAGGAAUUCUGCCCGGCGACGGAUUUAACACACGGAGAUUUCAUUUGGUUUCGAAACUCUUAGUGGAGCAGGGAACAGCAUUUUCUUCUCUACUGCCUACUUCAUUGAUGUCCGAUUGGAACCUACACGAAUAAAUUCUCUAUUUAUAAUCCUCUGCGUUUGUAAACAGACUACACGUUAGUGUCCCGGACGCUUUGAGUUGGCGCUCCGGUCUUUCAAGAUUGUAGUUUUGCUCGGGGCCUGCAGAGUUACGUUGUCAGCAGGACCUGCUCUUUCAAUUUGAAUCCCGGUCUAUCAAGUUGCAGAAAGGGAUGCUUGGUGUACGAGGCUAUCACCGACCUCACACUUCCCAUUGCCCCUCGGUCAGUGCAGCAGAGUUGACCGACCAAGAUGUAAAGAGCCCAUGAUUCUGCCUCUGCCACACUUUGGUUAAUAAAUAAACUGUCUGCGGAGCUCCGCUCGUUCUCAUUAUUUUACAUAGACAGGGGUUUCGUUCAGGCCUGGCCCACAAUAGAAAUCCUGAUCGUUGGGGACUUCACCGUCUGUCUAGAAGACAAGCAAAUCAUGAAUUCCAGUGGUUGGAGAGCAGUGUCUCUUAAAACGCGAAAUGUUUUUGUUUCAGUUUAUCAUUGAACUCUAAUCAGAUAUGAUCUUAUCCGCACUGUCUCUACAGAGUCUAUAUAUAACUUUCAUAGUAGAAUCUAUUCUAGUAAUAUUGUCCCGCUGACAUCAUAGCACCCCAUUGGCACUGUAUGAUGGUCACACUGAAUUCUCCAGUACAUUAAUUCUCAAAUGAGCCACUAUGUAAAAAAACGUCCUUGAAUUGAUGCGCCUAAUACUAGAAGCUGGAUUGAUUUGGCCAGUUACUAAAUAUUUGUCAAAUAUCGGCUGAGAGGCAACGGCAAGUGACUGGAACACCGCUCUACCAUUCAGAGUUUCAAAGUUUUAGCUUAGUCAAUCAACGUCGAUCUCUCGUGGAUGCAUUAACUUCAAGAACCUGACAUCGCCAAGCUUUUGAAUUAUUAUAGUAUUUAUGCUUCGUAUAAAAUAAAUUAAAAUAAAUGUAAUAAAUUGUAAUAAAUAUGCUAAAAUUAUGAUCGAAUCGCCAAAUUAAUUUCUGGUUUCACUUCAAGAUCUGGAGCCGGGAUCUUGUUACAAAUACAUCUCCCUGAUUUUGAGUGUGGGUACAGAGCACAGAGCGAUCCAUUCACGCUGAUUUAUGCAGACAAGCCCAUGGACAGAGAUAACCCGACCGACAGUUCAGAAUUGGUAUAAUUAUCAUUAUUGCUGAUAUUUUUUUAUUAAUAAAAGGGCAAGAUAAACUAGAGCGAAGAACACUCACAAAAUGCUGGAGGAACUCAGCAAAACAGGUCACUUAUGAAAGUCACAAAGAGGAAUGCUCUCAGAUCAGAUCCCUGUGGAACACCACUGGUCACUGACCUCCAUACAGGAUACGAAUCAUCUACAACAAACUCUGCCUUCUGUGGGCAAGACAAUUAUGGAUCCACAAAGCAAGUUCUCCUUGGAUCUCAUGCCUCCUUACUUUCUGAAUGAGCCUUGUAUGGGAAACCUUAUCAAAUGCCUUACUGAAAUCCAUAUACACUACAUCCACUGUUCUACUUUCAUCAAUGUGUUUUAUUACAUCCGCAAAGAAUUCAAUCAGGCUCAUAAGGCAUGACCAGCCUUUGAGAAAGCCAUGCUGACUAUCCCUAAUCAGAUAAUGUCUCUCCAAAUGCUCAUAAAUCCUGCGUCUCAGGAUCUUCUCCUACAACUUUCCCAACACUGAAGUAAGACUUACUGUUCUAUAAUUUUCUGGGUUAUCUCUACUCCCUUUCUUCAACAAGGGAAUAAUGUUUCAGUGGGAGGAGAACAAUAGAAGGAGGAGGAGAAGAUGGCGGCAUGACACAGUUCGCAGCGACCACUCCGGUGGCGAUAUCUGUUAUUUGUCAAGUAGGGUACCGUGCACAAUCCUGAUUUGAUGGAGACAGAUGUGAGAGCACAGAGGAACAUCUGGUGAAACCUCUGAAAUGCCCGCUUUGCUGCCGCUGCUACUGUGUGGUCCAGAAUCUCCGGAGGGCAAGGCCCCGGGUCCUCGGCUUUGCUUGUUGUUCAGCGGCUGGGGUGAGGUCGAAGUGCUCGGCAGAGAAUGGUGCUCGGUGCUUGGUGUCCGAGGGCUGGUUGGAGGCUCAAAGUUUUCGGACAGACUCAGAGUCCGCUGCGGUCGGGUGCUUCCAAUGGUGCUGCAUCGGCAAGUUUGAGGCGCUCGGAGGUUCAUGGCAGGGAGAGUUUCUCCCUUCUACCGUCUGCAUGAGAAGAUCGGGCUAUCGGGACUUGAGACUUUUUUUAACCAUGCCCAUGGUCUGCUCUUUAUCAAAUUAUGGUAUUGCUUUGCACUGUUGUAACUAUGUGGUUUUGUCAGUAUUAGUCUUGGUUUGUCCUGUGUUUCUGUGAUAUCAUUCUG
This is a messenger RNA of Mobula hypostoma (lesser devil ray), 3441 nucleotides long. Its product is annotated as heart- and neural crest derivatives-expressed protein 2-like. Gene Ontology annotation, molecular function: RNA polymerase II transcription regulatory region sequence-specific DNA binding; protein dimerization activity; DNA-binding transcription factor activity, RNA polymerase II-specific. The coding region runs from base 193 to 777 and encodes 194 amino acids. The record is from RefSeq and is a predicted model, not a curated record. Lineage: Eukaryota; Metazoa; Chordata; Chondrichthyes; Myliobatiformes; Myliobatidae. Gene Ontology annotation, biological process: heart development; regulation of transcription by RNA polymerase II. The transcript is spliced from 3 exons.